AUGGCAUCUAACAGUCUUCCUGCCAGUGCAAUAGUGCAGGAUCGACUUCCUGAUCUCUUAAUAGGCAUAGGUCACACUACAAAUAAUGCACUCCACUCUAUAACAUUUACUGGGACAUUAAGACCCUGGGCCAAUUUCCCGCGAGAUGUGGAGGCGAUAUAUUUGAAUUUCGUGUGGAACCGGCGGGUCGUCGACCACCGGCAGAGGUCAGGGAGGGUGGCAGAGUGGAAUAUACAAUUUGAGCAGACCGCGGUCGGCAACGAAACCGGUGUGCAAGGCCACUGGGGCCAACAUGUCAACCAGGUUAUGUCUUCGGUGUUCCUAUCGCAGAAUAUAGACCUUGAAAUGGGCGACUUCCGAGCCACAACUAGCAGGUAUAAGAAGGUCCCGGAUAUGGCGGGAGCAAGUCGGGCUACAGGGGCCCUACGACUGGUUGGAGAGCUGAAGACUCCCUGGGUUGAUAAUCAUUGUCUGUCAGACGCCAUGCAUGAUGAGAGUGACUUCAGACAUAUCCUAGGUGGGUCGGGCUUGGUGCUACCGAUGAUAACUGGUCUGGACAACUUUAACAUAAGGCUAUAG
Molecule: messenger RNA, 579 nt
Organism: Aspergillus caelatus
Lineage: Eukaryota; Fungi; Ascomycota; Eurotiomycetes; Eurotiales; Aspergillaceae
Exons: 1
Coding region: 1-579 (192 amino acids)
Source: RefSeq, a predicted model, not a curated record